AUGUCCAAUAUGGGUGCUGAAAUUGGCGCGACAACGAGUGCCUUCCCCUAUACACCGGCCAUGGGCCGCUACCUGGAAGCGACAGGACGUGCUGCUGUGGCGCGUGCAGCGUCGCAGGCAUCGGACUCGGGACUAUUGUCGGCAGACGCAGGCGCCGAGUAUGACAAGAUCAUCGACAUUGAUCUUUCGAAGCUUGAGCCGAGUUUGAAUGGUCCAUUCACACCUGACCUAAACGUCAAGCUCAGCGACUUUGUUGAGCGUGCACGCCGUGAGGACCGUUCGCAUCCGCGUGAACUGAGUGCUGCGCUUAUCGGCAGCUGCACGAACAGCAGUUAUGCUGAUAUGAGUCGAUGUGCGGAUCUUGCACGGCAGGCAGGCAAGCGAGGAAUGAAGGUCAAGGUGCCGUUCGAUGUGACGCCAGGCUCUGAGCAGGUGCGCGCCACAGUGGAGCGCGACGGAAUCGAAGAGACGCUAACGAAUGCAGGCGCACGCGUGCUUGCCAAUGCAUGUGGACCCUGCAUUGGUCAGUGGAAGCGCACUGACAAGCAAGGCGAGACGAACGUUAUCUUGACUUCAUUCAAUCGGAACUUCCGCGGUCGAAAUGACGGCAAUGCAAACACGCUCAACUUCCUCGCAGCACCAGAGAUUGUGACGGCAUUUGCGUUUGCAGGACGGCUCGACUUCAAUCCCAUGACUGACUCGUUGGAGGCGCCUGACGGCAGCACCUUCCGCUUUGAGCCGCCAGCCGAGAAGGAGCUGCCGGAGAAUGGGUAUGCGCUGGGCGAUAAGACGUAUAUGCCAGAACCGAUGCCGAUGCCGCAGCCGGAUGUGCAGGUGAUGAUCAACCUUGAGAGUGAGCGACUCGAGACGCUACAGCCAUUUGACAGCUACUUUGCGGCGGAGGAUGUUGCGCGAGGUUCGUUCGAGCUGCCGCCGAUGCGCUGCCUGCUACGUAUCCGCGGCAAGUGCACGACAGACCACAUCUCGGCAGCAGGGCCCUGGCUCAAGUACAAGGGUCACCUGAGCAACAUUGCCGAGAAUACACUGAUCGGUGCAACGAACGACGAGACAGGCACAGUGAACGAAGCACGUGACUAUGUGCGUCCUUCGUCGGCGUCGGAGUCACCAAACGAUACCAUCCCUGCGAUUGCGAAGCGCUUCAAGGCACGCGGUCAGCCAUGGAUUCUUGUGGCUGAUCACAACUACGGUGAGGGCAGUGCGCGAGAACAUGCUGCUUUGCAGCUCCGCUUGUUCGGUUGUGCCGUCGUGCUGGCACGCAGCAUUGCGCGCAUUGCUGAGACCAACUUGCGGAAGCAAGGCGUGCUGACGCUACUGUUUGAGAAUGAACAUGAUUAUGAAAAGAUCGGCAGUGGUGAUCUCGUCGAGACGCUCAAUCUCACGGAGCUGAUGCGUCCAGGUGCGGAUAUUGCCGCCGUCCAAGUGCGCGUCCUGGUGACCAAAUUCCAUGACGAUGGCAGUGUGCGUGAACAGUUUGAACUCCCUACACGCCAUUCGCUCAGCAAGACGCACCUUGACUGGAUCCGUGCGGGUUCUGCUUUGAACAACAUCCGCGCAAACGCAACGGUUGCACAGGCGGCUGCGUCGGGUGCGCCGUUCUCGACCUCCUCAUCCCAGAGGACCCCGUCUCCGUUAUCAUCAUCGUCCACGUCGACGGACAUCCCGUCUGGUGCACGGCGUUUCUCGACGGCGGCGCUCCGUCGAGCUUCAGCGCCGGCCGCCUCGUCUUCAGGCAACGAUCCUCGGUACGAACAGUUGCGGCAGCUCCUGUUCCCUGCGCCCGCCACCAACAAGAAACAGACUGGGCCCAAGACAUUAGCAGAUGCGAUCGGACAUGGCAAGGCAUCAGCGGAAGUGUACGAGACUAUCUCACGUGCAUGGCACUUGCAUGAAAGGCGACAGAAAGCAGCCUUUGCUGCUUCUCUAGCUACGAAACGCGCCCGGUUUGACGAGGCACUAGCUGAUCUGCGCAAAACCGACACAGCCCUGUGGAAGCGUGCCAAUGAGUAUGUCGGACCAACGAAACGCAACAUGGAAGAGCUGCACCGCUUGCGGCGCAUGGGCCUUGCUCAGCAAGGUGCCGGGGCCGGCGGUGCCAGUGCCGAUGGCGAGGCGCCGGGCAGCCGCAUGCUGGCGAAAAGGCGAGCGCGUCUCAUGGCGCGCACGCGACUAGCGACUCUUUUCCCACGCGAGCUGCGUGCACCCACAAUGACGCCGCCUGCCAAAGGAUGGCCUGCGUAUCGACCAGACGAAGAGUAG
This is a messenger RNA of Malassezia globosa CBS 7966, 2277 nucleotides long. RefSeq lists its product as uncharacterized. The coding region runs from base 1 to 2277 and encodes 758 amino acids. The transcript has a single exon. Lineage: Eukaryota; Fungi; Basidiomycota; Malasseziomycetes; Malasseziales; Malasseziaceae. The record is from RefSeq and is a predicted model, not a curated record. Gene Ontology annotation, molecular function: aconitate hydratase activity; 4 iron, 4 sulfur cluster binding. Gene Ontology annotation, cellular component: cytosol; mitochondrion.